AUGAUGCUACCCGCCUCCUCUUCUUCUGGCUCUGGCCUGGCAGAUACGAUGCUAUCUGCCUCCUCUCCGAACGGUUCCGGCUUGGCAGACACGUUGUUGCCUGCCUCCUCCCUUUCUGGCUCCGGCCUGGCAGACGUGUUGUGGCCUGCCUCCUCUUCUCUUGGCUCCAGCCUGACAGGUAGAGAGUUUCAGUUGAAGCUAUACCGUGCACCUCCUUCGUCCAAGCCACGUUCUAGCUCUUUCGUACUAAGGAUCGGUCUGUCGGUUGCUCGCUUUUCUCGCAUAUUGGUUAUCCCGGUGACUCUUCAACUGUUUCCUGUCACAUCUCUAGGCUCUGGCCUGGUGGAUUGGAAGCUAUCUGCCACACUUACCAGCACUCCCUGUGCUUCUUCAGCAAGCAGAGCCAUUCCUGUUCCUUCUUUGGAUUUCUUUGCACCUCAGGGCAUUGCAGACAUGUUGUCUGACUCUGCUUUGACCUUACUUGUUUUGCUGCUCACAGGCCCAGCACCACCAGUUCACCCCAACACCACCUGCAAGCUUCCCAUUUUCAACCAUUCAGACACUCCCACCACUGUUGGCUUUCUCAAGCUCGAGCACUGGGCUCCCUUCCUCGACCUCUACCCUGAUCAAGACUUCGCCAACCAGCUGAGGGGUGCUCUUCGCCAUGGCGCAUGUCAGGGGUCUCGCGCCUGA
This is a messenger RNA of Ustilago hordei, 693 nucleotides long. RefSeq lists its product as uncharacterized. The transcript has 2 exons. Lineage: Eukaryota; Fungi; Basidiomycota; Ustilaginomycetes; Ustilaginales; Ustilaginaceae. The coding region runs from base 1 to 693 and encodes 230 amino acids. The record is from RefSeq and is a predicted model, not a curated record.